Messenger RNA from Naegleria fowleri, 4296 nucleotides. RefSeq lists its product as uncharacterized. The transcript has 5 exons. Bases 1 to 4296 code for a protein of 1431 amino acids. NCBI's taxonomy places the organism in Eukaryota, Heterolobosea, Eutetramitea, Acrasida, Naegleriidae. Gene Ontology annotation, biological process: transcytosis; membrane fusion; intracellular protein transport. The record is from RefSeq and is a predicted model, not a curated record. Gene Ontology annotation, cellular component: endoplasmic reticulum; Golgi stack; ER to Golgi transport vesicle membrane.
AUGGCCUCUUGGAUCUUCCAAAAUCUUCUUACACCAGCCGAUCUUCAUGAUGAUGAAGAGGAGGACAAGGUACCAACUUCUCAGCUUUUGAAUUCAAACAACAACACCACUACCACCACUACUGGUACUACUACUACUCGAGAGGAUCAUGUCGAUAUUGUUCAGGUAAAACCCAUUCUCUCUUCUUCUUCUCGAACAUCAUCCAUCGAUGUGAGUGUUUCGGACUUGUUGCAUCGAAUCGAAACCUCUUCCCUUCAUGAUGAUAAAAUUGAAGCCAUGGAACAUCUCAUUGAAUUAUCCUCUCAAGACAAUCAAAGCUCGUCGACUAUGACUCGUUUCAAUCAUCACAAAGAAUUCAAAGAAAAUUUCCCUAAACUCAUGAAUUAUUUAAAUCAAAAUGAAAAUGAAUCUACUACUCGUCAAUAUUUGACAAUUAUAUGUAAUUUGGCUCAACUCGAAAACCAUGGACCUAUUUAUUUAGAUUUAAUGAUCAAAAAUAAUAAUUAUUUAUCAAUUUUAAUUUCUUUGCUCAACGAAAAUAAUUCCUAUAUUAGGUAUCAAACAAUUCAAUUAUUGAAUAUACUUUUACAAUACAAUUCUCUAGUCCUUCAAGAUGCUAUUCUCAAAGAAGCAGCAAUUCCAUUAAUAUUGUCGUUAUUGAAUGAAUAUGGAGUACUGAGAAAUGAAGGAAUUCUAUUUUUAAGAAAUUUAACAAGAGAAAUUAAUCAAUCUCUUUCAGAACCACAAGAACACACUAUGGCCAUUGGAAAUGAGUUAAAAAAGAUUAUUGUCUUUGAGGGUGCAUUUGAAAAAUUAUUUGGAAUUAUUUUACAAGAAGGAGGAAAUCAAGGAGGAGUUGUCGUUCUCGAUUGUCUUUAUAUUAUUUUAUAUUUAUUGAAAGACAAUGAAUUGAAUCGAAAACAAUUUUUAAUGCUCCAAAAUUUUGGAAUGUCAUUUUUGUAUCCAUUAUUGGUCAUUCCAGAGUUUAAAUUUGAUUCUACUCUCCCUACUGCUAGGAUGAGUAGUGGUGGUAGUCUUGGUAUAAGUAGUAGUAGUGGUAUUGAUGGUAAUAUUGGUGAUAAAAGUAGUAGUGGUAGUGGUAGUGGUGGUACUAUGACGACUCGUACGAAUACUGGUCUUCAUGAUGAUCACACGAUGAAAUCAUCAUCUGACAACAAUCUCGAGUCAUCCUCUUUUGGCUUUCUCAAAAGUGUGGCUGGAGUUGCCAUGAAUUUAAUGAGUGGUGGUGGUACUAGUUCUAAUGAUACACAAUCAGAACUGAAUUCUCAACAACAUUCCAAUCUCUCUUCACACCUCUUGAGUGAUCAUUUUAGUAUUUCCAAUCCAAUGUAUCCCAUGAUGAUGGUAUUGAAUAAGAAUGAACAACAAGAAAUUUUCAAACAAAAUUUCAAACACAUUGCAAACAGUGAAAAACAAUUAGAAAUUAUAUCCAUUGUGUUGGAUAUCAUUUUAGAAUUGAUGAAAUCUACUAGAGAACCUGUCAAAGAUAUAAUUACACAUCAUCACAGAGGUGGAACAAGAAAUACUUCUCAGAUGAGUCUUUUAAUUCCAAUUUUGAAAUUAUCUUUGGAUUAUAUUUUUACAUCCAUUGUGGGAAAUGAUUCUUCUCAACAACAAGAAUUCUUUCAUUUAAUUCCACCUCUCAUUAGAACCAUCAUGUAUGAUAUUAACAUGAAAUCUAUUUUCAUUUUAGGACAUUUAAUGUAUAACAAUCGAAUUGCUCAAGAAGUAUUAGAAGGUUAUUUCUUUCAAUAUGGAAAUACAAUGUCCAUUCCAAGUCAAUUAUUAAUGAGUAAUGGAAUUCAAAAUGUAUUGAUCACCAAUUCAAGUGGAAAUGGUUUGAUACAUUCCUUAAUGAUUGAAGAAUCAGCAAUUAUUCGAUUGUGUAAACUUGUUUUAUACGAUGGUGAUGAAUAUCGAAGACAAUUAGCAUUUUCUACAUUGAGAAGAUUUCUUUACAACAACAAAGAAGGUCAAUUACUCAUUGCCUCCACAGUGAAAGCACCUCAUUUAAUAUCAUGUUCCUCUGAGGAGUGCAUGUUAUGUGGAAUUGUAUUAUCCGAUGCAUUAUUCUCAUUGGAUCAACCUAAAUUUCAUCCUCUCGAAAGUGUUCAUGCCAUUUCUAUUCUAAGUGUCAUCCUUCGACAAAAUACAAAAUGUAAAGAUAUUCUAUUAGAGAUACCUUAUUUUGAAAGUAGGAGUGGUAGGAGUAGUAGUAUUCAUCGUGGUGGUACAAGUGGUGGUGUCUCGAGUGGUUGUGGUAUUCAAAGUGGUCAGAGUGGUCAGAGUAGUACUAGUAGUAGUAUUCAAAGUAUUCAGAGUGGUCAGAGUGGUCAGAGUGGUCAGAGUGGUCAGAGUGGUCAGAGUGGUAUUCAUCGUAGUGGUGAUCCUCCCACCUCAACAACAAUGACGAGUAGUACUAGUAGUAAUGGAGAUGAUAACAACAUCAGCAGCACUGGUGGUCCAAUCCUAUUGUCAUCAUACUUCUCCAAAUCCUUCUUCACAUGUCUCAUUAAUCUUGUGGUAUAUGCCAUCAAAUCUCGAGCCCAUGAUUUUUAUACAUGUGCCUUAUUGAGAUUAUUGUGUGAAUGGAUGAAUGGAAGUUCACAAUCUGCUCGAAAAUUUAUUGAACAUUCUCGUUCAACAUUAUUAUUUUUCUCUGAAGUCAUCACGAGUGAUAUUGGCAUGACAGCAAGUCCUCUCAUUCAAGCCUUGUGUUGUAUGUUGUUAGGACUUGUGUGUAUUGAAUAUGAAGAUCCAUUGACUCCAAUUGGAGUAUGGAAUCAUCAUGUGGGUGGUGAUGGUAGUAAUGGUGGUGAUGAAGAAGGAGUUCACCAUCAUGAUUCUAUUCCUGUUGGAAGGAUUACCAAAACAUGUGUCAUUGAUAUAAUUCAAAGACGUGUGGGUAUUCAGAGAAUGAAAGACAAAUUUGAUAUUUUAAGACAACACAAUGUCAUGAUUGGUGCAUUGAAUCAACCCAAAUUUAAUUAUGAAUCUCUACAAAUUAGUGAUACCACUCCUAUUGAAGUACUUCCCAUUGAUUUGGAAUUUGCAACCUUUGCAUUAUCUGCCAUGAACACCAUUUUAACCUUCUUCUCUCAAAACACUCCUGAAAUGACUCUAGAACAAAAUAUUCUCUUAAAAGAUUUGGAAAAACACAACAAGAAACUCCAACAAGAAGAAAAAGAACGACUGAUUCGAGAAAAAAAUCAAGAAAUUGAAAAACGACAAGUCGUAGAAGAAGAAUACAAACAACAAAUUUCAAAACUUGAAUAUGAAAUUCAAACUCUCAAACUGGAAAAGGAUACCACCAUUCAUGAAAUUAACUCAACCAAUGAAACGUAUCAAAAUCAAUUAAGAAAUCUCUCCAAUGAAAAUCAAAAACUCAAAACUCGAAUCACCGAACUCUCCGAACGAUUGAAUACUCUUCAAGAUGAAAAGAAUCAUCUCUCUGAAUUGAAUCAACAAAUGGAAAUGAAUCAACAACAAACACAACAACGAGUUUCAGAGUAUAAGGCUCAACUCGAACAAACUCAACUGAAAUUGAAAACUCUACAAGAAAGAUUCGAUUCCGAACUCCAUGAAAAGGAAUUUAAAAAUAAUUUACAACAAGAGCAAUUGAAUCAAUUACAAUUACAAUUGAAACAAAAAGAAGAUGAAAUUGAACACAUGACGAGAGAAUUUGAAGAAAAAAUCAACCAAUUGAAAAAACAAGAAUCUAUGAAUUUCUCCAAUCAAUUGUCAAUGAAAGACUCUCAAAUCAAUUCUCUCUAUUCAGAAAACGAUUCUCUCAAACAAUACAUUUCUCAAUUAACAGCAUCAAAUCUUCAACAAACAGAAAAGAUGGAACAAGUGUAUCGAGAGAAGGAAAUGGCAGCAUUGAAUCAGUCCAAUAGACUUCAACAAGAAUUGAAACAAAAACAAGAUGAAGUUCAGAAUUUGUUGAAAUCCAAUGAGAGUUUCCAACAAACCAUUCAAUUGAUGCAAAAUGAUCUCAUGAAUCUAAAGAAUCAAUUCACACAAAAGGAUUCCUCAGUGAAUGCACUACGUCAAGAAAAUGAAACACUCAAACAAAACCUUUCUCAAAUGAAUUUAAAUCAUCAACAAUUAUUGCAACAAUUUGCAACUGUACAGGAAUCUCUCAAAAAGGCUAAAUUGAUCAUUUCUGAAAAGGAGAAACGUAUUGAAGAACUUGAUAAAGAUAAUGAAGACAUGAUUGAUAUUAUUGAAAAGUUGGAAGAAAAGUUGGCUCUUAUGGAAGGAAACAAUAAAUAA